AUUUAAAUGGCGGCACUCAUAGAGCAUUAAACAACACUGAACAGUUUGAGAAAGUGAAAGAUAUCUCAAUUAUAUUUACUUAUUACUUAUCACUUUUAAGGAUACGUACAUUGCAAACUUGGCCAAAUAGAGGUAAUCAAAUCUAUUUCUAUUCUUCUUUUCUCCGUCAAAUUAUAGUUAAACAUUUCCGCUCGAGAUUGGUAUUUGGAGACUCGUCUGAUGUUGUCAUUACUUUUUGUAGACUAAACUUACUCUUCUUAACUUACUAGUCUACUUACUUACUAAUUUGAGAUGUCUGCAACUAAUAGUUAUACUUUUUGUAGCAGCCAAUAGACUAAGUAGAAAAUUGGCUAUUAAGAAUUCAGUAUGUUAAAUGAAUGAAUAGAAGUCUGCUGACAUUGAUUCAUUGAAUUAACUAGACAGAACUGAGACAGAUAGUUGAGAUAGUCUGAAGUCUGCGAUAGUAUCAGUAUCAUAAAUACGAGACUAGCUCUAGUCUAGGACGAGGUGACUAGGAUGAUAUAAAUAUAAGACUAGAAAUAGAAGAGAGAGAUCUUAACCCCUGUCUUUCGGGACAGAGCCUUUUUGGAGUGUCUGUGCAAUAAUAGAAUCAUUUUUAUUUAGGCCUAUACUAUGAUAUAAUUACCCUUCAGUACCAGUUUUUUGAAUAUGGAAAAUCAAGUGUAUCAUCAAUAGUAUGUGUACUAAGUUUAAUCUCGUUCCAUGUGCCCACGCAGGAGCCUUUGUUUGGUAUUAUAUUAAAAAACCCAUAUAAGAAGAGAGAAAAAAAGACCUCCCCCCCCCACCGGUAUUUUAUUAUUUUUGUGAACAUGCCUACAUUUGAAAAUUUCUAUAACAACUUAUAGGUGGUCAAUAAUCUGGCAACAGUGAAAAAUGCAAAACAAAUGGAGCUAUGGAAGGUUGGGGGAUGUUCAAAGAUGCUUUAGAAAUAAAAUAAAAUGAAAAUAAGCGCUGCAUAACUUACCUGGAUUCAAUUUAACGAAGAAUACAUAUACAUAAGUUUACAUGCCAUAAUACAAACUUCUAUCAGAAGUAAUAUAGUGAUAUACGCACCUGAACUGCAAAAUUACAGGAAAUUGAAUGAAUUAUUACAUUCUUUAUGAAUCAAACUGAAAUCUCAACAUACAUCAAAUGAGCUAUACUGAUGACUUAAUUGUAUCCAUUGUGAAUCAUUGUGUGAAUUUUUUGAUAGAUGAAGCCUGAAUAAGUCCUAACACUAGUCACUAGUGUUUUGAGAAACAAGGCAUAUGGACACCUCUGGCACAUGGUUCUACUCCUUUUCCUGCCCCCGGCUAUUUUUCAUUUGCUACAGACACUCACUGUAACAGCAGACCUAUUUACUAUACUCUUACAAUUUUGGAAUACAAUGUACGAUUUUCAGAUGUCUUUUACGAUAUGUCAAGACUUGACAGAACAAUGAUUUGAAGAGGCUGGGUAUUUCUAUAUGCAUUCGGGUAGUUUUUUUCAGAUCUUAAAUAAAAAAUAAAGUACAUUUUCGGUUUUUAAUUUUAACUUGCAUUUGCAUUCUCUGUCUAUCAGUGAAUAGAUAAAGAAAUGCGAUUGGGUGUGGACCAUCUAUAAUUAUAUUACGUUUGUCCUGAGAGAGGAAAGGAGUGGUCUAGUUUUAGGAGAUUUUGUUGGGGGGGGGGACUAAAUAUUAAACUCAAUAAUUAACACAGCCCCCACAUUUUCGCAAUGAAAGUGGUGAUCGUUAUAGUGUUGUUUUGUAUUUUCAUUAUGAACUCGCUAGACCUGGCUGCAGUAAUAUUAGCGUAGUCUCCCUAGUGAAAUUUUAGUCGAUCUGCUGCAAUACAUAUAAUACAAACACACAGAGGGGGAAAGGUAGAUUGUUGAUUUUUUUGUGCAGAAAGUACUACGCUUUUAAAAAAAAUUUCCAUAUUCUUUCUGAAAAUAAAAAAAUAGCUUAUUUAUCUAUCAAAUGCUGUAAAAAAAUAUCACACAAUUUUUUUGUAGGAAUUAUCUUCAUAUUAUUGCCAUGUAUUUUUUAACUCACUAGAUUUACUCAGACGGUACUAAUUAGUAUUUAGUCCACCGUAUUUUCAACUCACAUGUGACAUAUACAGACCUGUUUACUCAUAUGAUUUUGGCGUACAAUGUACAAAUUUGAGAUGUCUUUUACAAUUAUAUGCCGAGACCCGCCAAAACUACGAUUUUUAGAGACCCGGUGGAAAAAUAUUUGUGUAAUUAUUUCAGCAAAAAAGGUUGGAGGGUAGAAAAAUUAUCCUCACAACGCUGGGGGAGGGUUUUUUUUUAUUACAUAAUUUGACUUUUAUGCCUAUCGGUACUUACUAUACAGAUGGCUCCCCCUCGCGUUAUUUUGUUAUUUCUUAUGGCUGACUGCUGAGAGUACUGUACUGAAACGGAGAAAACUGGAGACUGCAUUCUCAACUGUUAACACGCAGCAAUAUUAGAUUUUGACAUAUUUCAUAGAAUCUGAUAGGGCCUUUGAAAUUUAUAAAACGCACAAAACAGCUGUACCCAUUUAGAGCUUGUGGUUGUAAUCAGUCCGUAAUUUGCGAGAAAUAAAAUAGGAAUAAUGGACAUUUAUUAUUAUUUUUUUAAUUGGUUGAGUCGUUAGAUCAUGACCUCCCAACGAUAACCCAUAUAGUCAAUGAAAGCUUGUUUUCUGGCACUUUUCCCCAUAUUUGUAAGUCAGCUGUCAUCAAACCAUUGUUAAGAAGCCUGGUCUGGAUGAAAAUAAUUUAAAAAACUAUAGACCUGUAUCUAACUUAUCAUUUUUAUCUAAAGUCAUUGAAAAACUUGUACUAAAACAACUUUUUGCUUACUUAAACGACCACUCUCUUCUCAGUCCUACUCAGUCGGCCUAUAGACCUUUCCAUAGCAUUGAGACAGCUCUCCCGAGAGUCACCAAUGACCUCUUGCUCGCACUGGACAGUGGUGAUAUCUCCAUCCUGAUCCUCUUAGACCUCAGUGCGGCCUUUGACACUGUUGACCAUGAAAUCCUUUAUAAAACCCUAGAAAAUUACUUAAUUACUUUGGAAUUUCGGGAUCAGUUUUGGCUUGGUUUAGGUCCUAUCUCUCCGAUAGAACGCAGGCGGUUGUUGUCGAUGGCUGUCUAUCCGGCAGUGCUGACUUGGUGUACGGAGUGCCCCAGGGGUCCGUUUUAGGCCCGGUUCUAUUCAUAAUGUAUACCAGGCCACUGCGCCUCUUGCUCGGGAGGCAUGCUGUGGCGAGCCAGUCCUUCGCAGAUGACACGCAGCUAUACAAGCAUAUCCAUCCCUCUCUUGUCGAUUCUGCUAUCUUGACUUUGCGGGAGAGCAUUGAUGAUGUCAAGACAUGUAUGGCACUCAUCAAGUUAAAGCUUAACAAUGACAAAACGGAGGCACUCCUUAUUCACGAUCAUAAAUCAUCCUCUAACUCAGCGAUAUACAGUUUACAUUCUCCGCUAGAAAUCUUGGUUAUAUUCUGUCUAACAAUUUGUCUCUCGAUAAUCAUAUCUCUCACAUUUGUCGCUCUGCAUAUACCGACAUUCAUCAGAUAAGCUCCAUACGCCAAUAUCUUACAGUUGGUGCAACAAAAACCCUAGUCUGUGCUCUUGUUCUCUCUCGUCUUGACUAUUGUAAUUCUCUUCUAUCAGGUUCACCUAAACACUUCUUAGAGAAAUUACAAAAGGUUCAAAACUCAGCCGCUAGGCUAAUUCUAAAGGCAAGAAAACGUGAUCACGUCACACCACUACUUUAUUCACUUCAUUGGCUCCCUAUACAAACACGUAUUGACUACAAACUCUCUGUUCUCUGCCACAACAUUUUCUCGAAUUCCUCCCCUUCCUAUCUAACCGAACUUCUUUCUGUCUAUUCACCCCUUCGACAGCUUCUCUCCUCCUCAGACGCGUAUUCUUUCUGUCCUCAAGACUCGCACAAAAACAUACGGUGAAAGCUCAUUCUCUUUCUGUGCACCCAAACAAUGGAAUUCUCUUCCAUUACACAUCCGCAAUAUACCGACCAUCACAAACUUCAAAACUGCACUCAAAACACAUCUCUUUAUUCUCUACUAUCCUGACUGAUUCCCACCUCUGACCCAAAAACAAUGGUACUGUCUCCCAUGGCUUGAGAUUUAAAUGGUUUUAAAUAUACAUUUGUUUUGUUUUAUUUGAUUAAUGUAUAUCAAUAAAUUAUUUAAAAUUUUUUAUUAUGUUUGUUAAAUUGUAUGUACAGCGUGGUGAGCCCAGCCCUAGGCUGGGGUACCACGCUAUAUAAAACCACGUAUAAUAAUAAUAAUAAUAAUUGCUUUUCCUAAAAAUCAAUCUCAAGUUAUUUGGUAACUUUUUUUUUAAUGACGCCCUAAUUUGUUACUGGAUACUAAAUUCUUAUUUUAUGCUUAUCUUACUUCGAGUUUGAACCACAUUAAAUUUCACCAGUGACUUUAUUUUUACCAGUGACAGACUGUGAUAAUGUGAUCUGCACGUUCACCUAAAUAUUAAUUGAUAUCUAUAGCAGAUACACGACUGCAAAAAAAAGAGACAGAAGUUUGCAGUUUACCUACAGUUCCAUUGACACCAGCUUAACUCAAUUUUACUGAACAUUAUUGUAUACAUUAUAUAUACUGUAUUUUUAUUUAUUUUCUAUUAAGAUACUGUAUUGUAUGAAUUUGAGACGAUUUUGUACGAUUUUAGGAGUUUGAAGGUAAACAGGUCUGCGUAUAUUUUGUCCGGCUUCGCCAGUGCUUCUUAAAUUUUAGUUUUUAGUUUUAACUUGCAUUUGCAUUCUAAAUCUAGCAGUGAAUGACAUGAGAAAUACGAUUGGCUGGAGACCAUCUAUAAUUAUAUUACGUUUGCCCUGAGAGGGGAAUUGAGUGGUGUUGAUUUAGGAGAUUUUGUGUACAGGUGGGGGGAGGGUGGUAUAAAUAUUUAAGUAAUUAAAAUUAAUACCUCCACAUUUUCGGAAUGAGAGUGACGAUGGUCAUAAUGUUGCUUUGUGUGUUUUCAUGAUGAACUUGCUAGACACGUCUACAUUAAUAGUGGCCUUAGUGACAAUUUUAGUCAAUCCGAGGUCAUACUUAUACACUGGUGGGGGGUGGAGUUUUCAAUUAUUUUGAUUUUGCCUACGCAUGCUUAUGGGGAGGAGGGGCUCUGCAAAAAAGUAAGUACAUCAUUCAAAAGUUUUAUUAUAUUUAUCAUGAAACCCUGGAAGUCGAAAAUAGCAUAAAUAUAUCUCGAAUGCUGUAAAAAUAUCAAGCAAUGUUUAGUAGGAAUUAUCGUCAUAAUGUAAGCAUAUAUUUUCACAAAUAAACUUGGUAAAUCAGCGGUUCUCAAUCUUUUAAAGCCGCGACCCUGAAUACAGUUCCUCAUGUUGUGGUGACCCUCAACCACAAAAUUAUUUUCGUUGAUACUUUAUAACUGUAGAGUAUAUUAUGUGUUUUCAGAUGGUCUUAGGCGACCCCUAUGAAAGGGUCAUGUGACCCCCAAAGGGGUCGCGACCCACAGGUUGAGAUAUAAUCAGUUAGUACUAAGUAUUAGAGAUAUUACAGUAAUAUUUAGUCCACAGUACGUCCAAAAUGCAUGUGACAUAUAUUUUGUUGAGCUACACUAGUGUUUCUAAAAUUUUCAUUUCCCCGCACCUAUGCCACAUUCAGGUUAUCACAAGGCGCCUUGUGUUAAAUUCUAACAAGAACACUUCAAAAUAGCGAAUACAUAAACAAAACAAAAUAAAGGGUUGGGUAAAAAUAAAUAAAACACGUAUGUAGGUCACUAAGUGUCAUCUAGUAACCGCAAACAUUACUUUCUCAAGUCGGUUACUGUUUGCACCACAACGCUAUAUGUCACAUUGGAACAAUGGAUUAAAAGUGGAAAUAAAACUAUGAAAAUUUUGUAAUAUUUCACAACACCCCCUUGAGCAAGCGGCAUCAACCCAUACAGAAAGGGGGGGGGGGGGAUGGCGGCGUUCAUAAAAAAUCUAAUGCAACAUUUGGAGUUGCUCUGCUUAUAAUGUGAAUAACCCUAAAAUUUUCGUGAGACACUUAAAAACUAUGAAAAUUUUGUAAUAUUUCACAACACCCCCUUGAGCAAGCGGCAUCAACCCAUACAGAAAGGGGGGGGGGGGAUGGCGGCGUUCAUAAAAAAUCUAAUGCAACAUUUGGAGUUGCUCUGCUUAUAAUGUGAAUAACCCUAAAAUUUUCGUGAGACACUUAAAUACACACAGCAUUAAGCUUGCAAGCUGAUUUUGCACUAAGAUAUGAAAACCUGUGAUCUGAUUUGUGCACACUGCUUAUGGUUGCUUUGUUAAAAUACCUUGGAGGUUAUUAUUUUGACAGCAUCUGCAUUAUUUUCAUAAUGAAUACAUAUUGUUGGUGAUUAACAUAUGAUUUAUGCCACCAAGUGAUGCUUGUUGUACUAAUAGACUAUGGUUUUUGGCAUAUGACAACUUUAAUAAUUAAAGUUGUUUGUUGGAACUUAAAUACAUCACUGCUUCAUUCACAGAUUUAUUGGUCUUGCUACAUCAGCCAAUCCCAAUUAAUCAGCCAUUUUUAUGUUAAUAUAAAUGUUAUUUUGAAACAGCUUAUUGUAAUCAUUUUUAGGUAAUAAGUUGAAAUGAAGACAGAAAGAACUUUAAAAAAACAGAGCUUUGGAGAUGUAACCGACAGUAGGGUUGAUAAGCCUCUGGGGAAAAAAAUUAAUUACAUGUGAUCACAGACAACUCUUUAAGCACAAAACACAGGCUCACACCCUUCUUUUGAAACAACCUUACCCCCUCAAAUCUUUAAUUUGUUUAUUGCAGUAAUCAAACUGGCGGACAGUAAACAAGAAUCGACCAGCCAAAUGGCCAAUCAGCCAACUGUUCCAGAUAACUUGGCUAAGUUUCAGGCAGCUUUAGAUGAAUGGAAUAACAGAUCCAGUAGCACAGGGUUAUAUGAUCCAAUACCCUGUCUUAAUAAGUAAGACAGUCUAAAACAAUUUAAUCAUUUAACUUAAUAAUACUUUGACAGAAAUGUCAGCUUCUUUUAAUGCUUGUAUAAGUUAACAUCAUGAUUUAUUUAUUUUUAGUGAAUAGGACUUACGGGCUUGUCAUUUGCUUGGUAGAAAACUGCAUUGAAAUGGGCAAAAAAUAAUGAUGUACUAAAUUUAAUUUUAUCAGGCAAGAAUUUUAAUGUAAUUUCAAUUGUAGUAAGAUCAAAUAAUAUAUGACACCAUAGCUAUAUUUUGUCAUUAUAAGGCUGGCGGAACUGCUGGAACUUGAAACAGAAGAAUUUUAUAAAAUGGACCCAGACCCUCUUGAUGACAGACCACCAGGUAUAACUUCUCUGAAAUUGACAAACAAAUGUAUAAUCUAACAUCAAACUGUUUCUGAGUAUCCUUAAUGUACAGUUUUUAGUGUUUGAUGAAGAGCUUUAUUUUUUUUUUUACAGCAUUUAUUUAUUUUUUUCAAACUUGAGAUCCAUUGGGUAUAGAUUAUGAUAUUUAUUGCAUGUGAAUUAAGUCAACUAUUACCUGUUUCAGUUUACGACCAAGAUAUACAUUUACUUGGAAUUACAUUUUAAUUGUUUAAUGUCAUCAGGUCGUCAGAUUGCAACCUGUGGACUUGGACAAAUGAUGAAAAUGAUCUUCAAGAAUGAUGAUUUUAUGAACACAGUAAGUGAAAUUGGAAGGCAUCUCAGUUAUGGUAUAAAUUAAGUUCACCUGAAUUUAUUUUUUUUUAACCACGUAGCCAGAGUUUUAAAGACAAUUUGAUUAUUUUUCAGAUUGUAGGCACAUACAUUCUCAGGGGUCAUUAUGAAGAUGGUGGUACUCUUUUUACAGCUGCUUGUCGAGUUCUGUUAGAUCUCUUGCCCGGCCUGGAAACGAGUGUGCCCUUUAGAGAAACGGUAACAAUUUAAUAAAAACAUUUUUCCUACUGUGGUCAUAGAAAAUAAAAUGUUUGAUUACUCCUGCAUCCUAGGAGGCUACCACGACAGGACUGUCAAUAAUUGUUAAAAAUAAUGUUAAACAAUGUCAUUAAGCAAUGCCUUUGAAAGUAGAACUGAUUUGAGUUUUUGUGUUUUUAAAUUUAAAAAAAAUUCUAUCACUUAUAUUUUUAAGCGCCAAAAUAAAAUAAAAAUUUAGUUCCCCCUGUUGCACCCAUACUUUUGUAGUUAUUAUCUAUGCCUACAUACAAUGAGCUCCCACCCCCAUUAAUUAUUGUUUGUUCUUUAUGCCCAGAAAAAUGUUAAAAAUGUAUUUAUCAACUAUUGUGACAUACAAGACAUUUAAAUUCAAGUCACUGAAAACCAGUGAUCUCUAACUUGUGGCGUUCAACCCACAGGGAUGAAAUAUGAAGAUUAAAGGAGGACAUAUCACUGAUACAGAGGUGUAAGAAAUGGGUUUGGGGUGUGGGGGGGGGGGUAGUCCACCAUAGGUGGCACUUUUUUCUUUAUAUUUAUAUUCAAAUGCAGCAUUUUUAGCAAACUGCAGUUUUUGGGGGGGGGGUUGGCAGCUUUUUUGCAAAAGUUUUUGCUCACACAGGCCCCCGCAUGGGAAAAAGUUUUUUCAGGAGCAUUGCUUUAAUGUGUGUUUUGUUAUGGUUCAGCUCCCCAUCCCACCUUUUUUUCUUUUAUCUAGCAGCUGUUUGGUUUAGCCAAAUAAAAUAAUCAUGUCCAAAAUUAGGUCACAUGCUUGGUCAACUAGAAGUAGUCACUAGGCUAAUUAUUACUGUUGUGAUAUCUAGUGAAUUAUGUGUAAAAACAUAGAGCAACAUUAUGACGAUAAUACUGUAACAUUGUCAUAUUCUUAGUGAAAGUUUAGAGCCUUUUUGAAAAUAAUUAUAAAUCAUGGAUUUCACAGAUUUUUUUCAACAGUUGGCUCUAUAAGGGAUGCUAGAGACUUACCAAAAUUUCAGGAUAAUUAUUGCAUAAAUUUAUGUACCUUCUGCCGAUACUCACCUAGCAAAAAACAUAUGUAAUUUAUGGAUGGCUCCUUACUGAUUUUAACUUGCAUUUUCUUCUUUUUAGGAAGGUGUAGUUGAAAGAUUGUGUCACUGGGCAGAGUUUUCUGAUGAGCCACUAAAAUCAUAUGCCACAGGAUUGUUAAGUGGAGCCAUGGAGUUGAACGAUGUUGCUGUGAAAUUCAGAGAAGAAAGUCUACAUUUGGUAUGCAAGCAUAAAAUAGUCAUAAAACAUAGUUUUUAGACCAAAUUUGUGAAUUUUUUUGCCACCAUAAAUGUUUUUCUGUCUUCAAAAUGCUAAUAAAGUUAGGCCGACCAAAAAUUAUACACAGUGAAUUUCUGAUAGAUGAUGUAGAUAAAUUUAUUAUUUUGGACUUCUGUUUAUCCAUAUAGGUUCCAAUAAUGCUGGACAGACUUCAUGAUCUUAUCAAACAAGAGAAAGAAGAAAAAGAGCAAGCUGGAGGGGAACCUAGUGCUGACUCUGGAGGUGGAGAUGGGGAAAACAAAGAUUUUGGGAAACGUCAUUUCUCCCUUGUGUCUGAUAGCUCCAAUGGUUAUUUCUCACUUUUGUUUGAUGGGACUAACUCACCUCACAAAGGUUUGUCAAUUAUAUCAUCAUCAUUAAAUUAUUAUCACUAUGGGCUUUUUAAAACUUAGGUUUUCUUAAGUUUGCAAAUUUUGUGAGCAUAUCAGUAUCACCUUGUGUUCUCAUUUUUACACAUCAAUUUAAAUUUUAUUAAAUUCUCAUUUAAUAAACUUUUGUCAAAGAUAUAUUUGAAUGAGAGCAUUAAACCAUAAUGUCAGAUUAUAAAAACUUUUUUAGGUGCAUCUACUCCACCUUCUAUGGAAAAAGGUGACUACAGAGGUAACUUGAAAAGGGCUUUAUCUCCCAGUCACAGCAGAGGAGAAUUAUAUCCUUUCAAGAAGUUGAGGACCAAUUCAGAAGGAUCGAGUUGUGAGUAUACGUUUUUUACAUUUUCUUCAGUACUCAUUGGAAAUAAAAAAAUUUUGAAUUUUUCCUUAUAUAUUUAUGUUGACUUUAAUUUUGUAUCUUUUGAGUAGUAUUUUCAUGUUUAUUUCUUCAGCAUACGUUUCUUUAAUGACAAAACUUUUAAUGACAUUUUAUUUCUAUUUUACAUCACUUGAUUGUUAAGUGCAAUUUUUUUGUCAGAUUUUGAUGGUGAGCACAGUAAUAGCAGUUGGGCUGAGAUGAGACCAUUAGUAAUAGGUUCAUACUCUCUCUCACCCCUGACUUCAUCAAUGAAGCAACGUCUGAUAUUGCAAUACCUUACUCCUCUAGGGGACUAUCAUGAGGUAAGCCGUAAUGGAAUGAUUAUUUGUGCUAUACAAGAAGUCUGUUUUUAAAUAUGCAUAUUUUACCUUACCAUGUGUGGGUAGCUUUGCAUCAAUAAUCCUAUAUGUAAUUUACGCCAUAUUUGUUCCAGUAGAUAAAUAAUUGUAUCAUCAAUAUUUUCGUUUACUAAUAAUUAUUUAAACUGAAUAAUUUUGUUAAGUUAAAACAAUGAAUAUUUUAAGCUAUGUUUGUGUGCAAACUAAUGAGAUGACUUUGUCACUUGCACUUAUCUAUUUCCUCAGCUCCUGAGUCCUAUCCUUGAACACAAUGCCAUGAGUCUAAUCUUUCACUACAUCAACCUUUCUGAAAACAAAGACAUUAGGCUUGCAUUUGAUGCACUGAGAGUAAGUUAUUAAUAUUUCCCAAUAAUACUUCAAGAAUUUAAUGUAUUUUUCAUAAAUAGUUGUAAUUAGCAUUUUAUUUUUUUACAACUUUUUAUACUGAAUCUUGAUAAAAUAUAGUUAAAUGUAUUAUUACAUUCAUUUUUCUUUCUACAGUUUUUAUCUGUCAUAUUGUGCCAUAAGAAAUUUGCAGCUGAAUUCAUUACAAAAGGUGGGGUUCAGAAGUUACUAGAGAUACAUAGACCUUCCAUUGCAGCCACCGGUGUCUCACUUUGUUUUUACUACAUCACAUAUUUUGAGGAUGCAACUGAAAGGGUGAGAUUCAAGAAACAGAAUUUAAUUAAGUGGUACAUAAGGUUAUCUGGUUAUUGUAAUGCAGAUGAAUGUAUAGUAACAUCUAGAUGAAAUCAUGAUAUAAUUAUAAAAUAAUGAAUUGUAGCAAAGAACAAGUCUGUAAAUAUAAUCACAUGAUUUAAAUAGAAUGAUUUUAAAAUAAUUGAUAACUUGAAAUACAGACAGAGCACAAUUUCUUCUGUUGAAGAGAUUUAUUACAUAUUGAUAUGCUGAGUUAUUGUAAUUAAAUUUGAAAUUUAAUGCAUUGAUAUUGUAUUUUCAGAUGUGCAUGCUUCCUGAGAGUGUACUUUCAGAUGUUGUUUCGUAAGUUUACAAUAGGCAUUUAAAUAUUAAUUUGUUUAAAUGCCCCUUAUUGGUCAUUUUAAAUAUACAUUUACUUUAAUUUCCGCAUGGUUAAAAGAUAGUAUAAUAUCUGUUUAUCAACCCACUUGAGACCGCUGGGGUGAUCUAUCAGCCCAGAGUAUUAUGGUUUGAUAGACAAAAGGCCAAUCUAUUGGCCCAAUAACAAAAGCCUGGAGAUUGGCUGGCAAUUCUUCCUACCAGCUAAUGGUGGCUUCCAUUGAUAUUGUACGGUGUUCUGUCAUUUUAUAUCAAUAUUUUUUUGUACCUAGUGACCCCUGCAAAUGCUUAAAAAAAUAAGAGACUUUGAAUUAUGCCGAGAUGCAUAAAAGCCCAUGGAAAAUAUUUAUGCUAUUUUUCAUAUGGAUUGUCAUUCAAAUAUGGGUAAAGACUUAUUUAGACUUAAACAAUCAUACAUUUUUUUAAAAUUCUGCAAGUAAGACAAUUUUAUUCUAAGUGUAAAAAAGAAAUUGCAUACAUAAAUUAUGCAAAUCAGGCUAUCUCAUUUGCACAAAUUUAGAGAUUUCAGUUAGAUUCAUAAAGAAUUAGUUUAUUUUAUUCUCUACAAGAAGAUAUAUAGUUUUAUAUUUGUAAAGUAAUUAGUAAUUGCAGAGCUUGUGAAAAGGGGUCCGUCUUUUUGGCACAGACAGCCCAAAAAGUCUCUGUCUCAAGAGGGUUAAAACUAAUUAAUUAGAUAAUAAUACAAUUUUUCUUUGCAUAAAUCAUAUUAUAACUUUUAAUAAGGGCUUUUUCUUUUUCUAGUAUAAAAUAGCUUUGUUUAAAUUUAAAAAAAAAUAAUUCAUGGUAUUAAGAAAAAAGUAAAAUUGAACUGCUAUAACCUUUUGCUACUACUUUACAGCUAUAACCUAUGGCUAAUGGAAUGCUCACACGAUUCAAGCCGGUGUCAUGCCUGUCUGUUUUUCUCACAGUCAUUCCCUUACAAAGUUAUUCUUAAUCUUUUUGAUCAAAAAGAUGGACUCCGGCGACUUAUAAAUGUUGUAAGUUUGCUGUUCAGUAUCUUGUAACUAUGAUUACCGUUUCUGUAGAUUCCAGUCAGUAAUUUUUUUUUUGGUUUAGAUAUAAUACAUUUUUGUUUAUAUCAUAUUCACAUCACACAGCCAGUCAGUCUAUUCACACAACAUGUAACACAGUGAGUGUACAAAUUACAUGUCCAUCUUUCCUUUGAAUCCAUGUUAUGAACAUAAAAAUGAUAUAAUAUAUUAUAGCAUUGUUUCAUUUUCAAAGUAUUCUUUAAUCCUUUUAUUAGAUAAGCACGUUGAGCAUUUUGAAUGCAGAAAGUCAAGGCAAUGAAACUGAUGAUGAGUUGCAUCAAAUGCGGCAAGCAGCACGGCUGGUUUGUGAUGCAUUACGAAAGUAUUUCGAAGUACACACUACGCUUAAAGCAGAUGAUCUUCGGAGCCUUCAUCAUCAUGAGGGCAGUAGUUCUUCUUUAAAAGAAAGCAAGGUAUUUACAUUUACCUAGAGAAAACACACAGCUAAUGACAAAUUUUAAAUUUAAUGAGUUAAAUUUUUAAUUUGUUUAAAACUCAGACAUAUAAGAAUAAUGUAUAAUUUAGUAUUGUAAUCAAUUUACAGUCGGUGAAAGGUUGUAAGUAUACAAUGGAAGAAAAUAUGGAUAUCCUGCUUGAAUAUUUGCCUCCGAAAUCUAAUUGGGUCCCUGAGAUAAAUAUCAUCAAACUUGGAGGUAUUACACUUCUCUGUCAACUUGUGGCCAUGUCACCUGAGUGGGAUGCCUAUCAAGGAAAGUAUGUAAUGCAAUUUGAACUAGUUUAUAUAAACGCCAUAUUUAUGAAAGUUGUAACGAUUUUGAUGCAAGGGAACAAAAUUUUGAAUGUACUUCAUUAUACAAUUUUGAUUUCAUUUUAGCUUACCAUUACUUAAAAAUAAUAAAUCUGAAUUUUAACUUUCAUUAAUUGAAUUAAAAAAAUUUUUUAAAAUCAAAUGGAGCCAAGUUAGAAUAAUUCAAAAUCAAUUUAAAAUAUGACUGAUAUUUACUGUUUAAAUUUAUUUUCAUUAAUCUGUUUUUUUGUAGUUGAUUUCUUUUAUAAGUCCUUAAGGUGGUCAAUCAUUCAUAAUGUUUUGGAAUAAUUUAUUUCCAAACUACAAAUAAUAAAAAAAACUUAAACCUUUUCAGAACGGAGACUAUUGUGGCAGCUCUAGAUGUACUGGCAAUGUGUGCUGUAUCACACAGAACACAAGUCCUGCUUUGUGGAAAUGUGGAUUUACCUGAUAACCUAACCUCCCCAAUUAUGAGGUGAUUUUUACUUAUUCAAAUCAUUGUAUAUAAUAAUUGUCUAGAAAAUAUAAAAAUACAUUUGAAAUGUUUGGUUAGAGUUAAUGUUGUGAUGAUAAUUCUUUCAAUUGAUUGGCCAAUUUUGUUUAAAAAGCUUUCUCACCAAAUAAUUUUAUAUAUAAAUUUAAGAGAGAGGGGCUGGGUCCUGAGUUUUUUUAAAGUUUUGAAUAUUUAUUUCUGAUUCAACUAGCUUACAUAAAUAGGAUGGUGAAAAGUAUGUUUCAUUGUUUGUUGAAGGCUCAGUUUUUAUGUAGAGUUUGACAAAUGUAUCAUUGUUCAUUUGUUUUUUUGUUGUUGUUUUUUUCUUUCUUUCCUGAUAAUGUCUGUAUUAUUGCCAGUGUUAUGGUAGGCUUAGUUGAGGGUGAAGUCAUCAAUGACUCAGAGAUUAUUAAAGCGGCAUUACGAGUGAUCAUCAACUGUGUUAGUGGACCGGUAGAAAGGGUAAAUAUAAUAUUUUCAUCAAUUUAACUAGUCUUCCUUAGUCUUAAUUUGAAACCCCAUGCUUAAAAUAUUGAUUUAAUUUAAAGUCAUUUACUCUUGUCAUUUUGAAAUUCUUAUUAUGACUGUUGAAGAAAGAAACUAUUUGUUUGUGAAAAUGAUCAUUAAUAAGUAAUUUAAAAAAUUAACUUUGAAUUGCUUCUCAGUUUGGAAGUGGUGUGGUCCGAUAUCAUGGCAAUCGUAAGAAAUCACAUACUGAUGAAGACAUGCUAUCCUGGAUGUGGCAUAAUGUUCGUACAAACAAUGGCAUAAUGGUAAGCUUCUCUCAUCUUGUUGACAUUGAAAUAUUGAUAGUAAAUAUUUUGAAUAUGUUUAUGCUCAUUUGAAAUUUUAACUUUUGCUAUCUGACAGGAGUCACUGAUUGAAACAGAUAACAAAUAAUUAUUUGAAAGCCAUCUUCAUUUUUAAUUGGUGUUAAUUAUCAUAAUACUCCCAUUUGUUUCUGCAUAUCUCUUUGAGAUUGAAUUUUCAAAGGGCAUCUAUUUGAAAAUAAAAUAAGGAGCUUUAAUGAAAACUAACUGUAAAUUUUAAAAGCUUGUAAUAUAAGUGAUGAUGUUUAUAUCCAUACAUAAGUGUAAGUCAUAGUGCUCAUAUCCACACUGAAGUGUAAGUGAUAGUGUCUAUAUCCAUACAAAAGUGUAAGUGACUAUAUCUAUAUACAUACAGAUGUGUAAGUUAUUAAGCUAUUCUUGAACUGUGGUACAUUACAUAGCUCGAGAUCAGGGUUUCCAAACUUUUUAUAUGUUCAGCACACCAUACUGUUUGACUAAGUCUUGCACCUCGUACAAAUUUUUUGACUAAGUUUCUCACCCCUUUAAAAUUGUUAGAGUAAGUCUCACAAUUCUACAAAAGUAACUAUGCACUUGAAAUUUGGAAGAAGAAAACAAAUUUUAAAUUGAAAUGUAGCACUUAUAAAAUAAACUUGGGACUUGUUACAUAAAGUACUUUGUACCUCGCUUCGAGCCUUAAAUUAGGGUUGAAGCCUGUUUUUGAAAUGAACUUUAUCAUUGUUUAUCAUUAAAGUAAAAUGUUAAUGAAGAAAUAAUAAAAAUUUAACAUUUAUUACCUAAAAUUCAAUGAGUCCUCUGUUCUUUUAAUCACAUUUCCUUGCACCCCAUGAAAUGCCACUCCCGAGAACACACACACACCAUCUCCUCGCCUGGCCCGGCGUCCCUUCCCCCCCGUUGUACACAGGAAUUGAACAGAGCGACAGAUAUUACAACUAAAGCCGUUGGUCUAAAGUAAAUGGCAACAUUUAUUAAAGUGGUCCAUGUUCCAGUGGUUUGAGAAGCACUGAGUUAUUAGUGAUAUUAUAUCCCUACAAAGGCAUUCAUGAUUAUCUUAGUUCCCAUUCUUAUUCUGAGAUGUUAAAUAAUGUUAUUCUGUAUUAAAAUAAUAUAAAAACUGAUUACAUAUUAGUUAAAUGUAACACAUUUCUUUAUGUUACAACCUGCCAUGUUGUGCUCCUUCUCUGAUUGACAGGUGUUGCUGAAAACCCUGAAUGUGAAAACCCCUUUGAUUGAUGCAGAUCAAAUGAGGAUGCUUGCAUGCAAAGCUUUGGUUGGGAUGGCCAGGUCAGAGACCAUCAGACAGAUUGUUGGCAAACUGCCUCCACUCAACAAUGGACAUUUACAAAGUAAGAUAUCAACUUUUUUUUUUAUAGAUCAGAUAGCUGUACAACAAGGUUAACAAAAAUAAGUGUUCCCUUAACUAGAAAGGUUUUCAAUUUUUUUUAUAUUUAAUUUUUAAUUUAUUAAUUUAAUGUAAAAUAUACAAAUCUGAACAUCUUGCUGUUAAUAUUAGAGCAAUAACUAAUUUCUGCUUAUUUUAAAAAAAUGAUUGAUAAGCUUUAAACUCUGAUUUAAUAAUUCAACAACUCUCACAUACCUGUUGCCCAAAUGGUGCAUUUUUUCAGGUUUAAUGAAAGAACCAAUCCUAUCAGACAGGCGUCACAUUCAUCAUAUGUUUUGCAAAUAUGCAUCCACUCUUUUGGAGAAAAUUGCAGGAAGACAGGCCAAUGUCUUGGGUGCUUCCACACUUGAAGAAAUUCGCAAGGUAACUUGACGUUAGCAGCUGAUUUAUUUAUUUACUUUUUAAAAAAUAGUAAUUUGAAAUGAAAGGGAAAGGAACAUUCAUUUUUAAGAUUAUAAUGCUGUUCAUUUAUUUUACAGGCUGGUGUUGUUGCUCAAACAAAAAUUGUUUAUCAGGAAAAAGAAUUGCUACAGCUUAUCCAUGAGCAUUUGUCUUCAAAAGGUACAUUUGUAUUUCUAGAAUUUAAUUUUGUUGAUGUUUUAUUAAUCUAAAAAUGGCACAGAGACAGCUAAUCCUUGAUAUACAUGUUUAUUUAAAUGUGAAUUUAAAUCCAUGAACAUUUUAUAAUCCUUUUCGUAUACUUUUUCAUAAUACAAUACAUAAUUUUACACCUUUUUUUCUUGUGAUUUUUGUAAGACCUCACAUAGCAAACAACUGUUAUGAGCUAGCUCUAAAGUACAUGAUUUGAUUUCAUAAAUUUAUAAGGAAAUGGAUGGAGAUAAGAUAAAUAUAUCUGUUUUUGAAGAUGUAUGUUAAUUACUUUUGUGAGCAGCAUAAUAGAGUUUUUUCUGGAAAUUUAUUUUUCAUCAAGCAUAAAAGAAAGGAGAAACAAAUAUAGAUUCUUCCAUUUUUUAAUAUACAGGAACAAUAUUGAUUUUUGUAGUGUCCUUUGGCUAUUAAAACAUACUUUUCAUACCAGCCACAUGUUUGAUAUCAUAUUGUUUAGCAAUUCAAAUUAAGUGCAUAGAUCACAAUUUAUUUAAAUCUGUGUAUUCAGGAAGCUCUUGUCUUUUAAUUUAAUUACAUUGAAGACAUUUACAAUUUUUCUGUUGAGCACAUGCAAAUGCUCAGAUUAAUUCUUCAAUAAAUUCAACCGGAAUGUUAGUGAUCAGGUAUAUUAAAAGCCUUUCAGAUAUUCCUUAAAGUAAAAGACCAAAGCCACACGUAUAUUUAUAAUGUUAGUCCUCAUUAUCUUAUGUUGCUAGAUAGGAAACUUAAGAAAAUUAUAAUCUGUAUAAAUAGGCUAUUUUCUUGUGUGCUUAAAGUUAAUAGCCAUAAUUCUAUAAUACACUGUUGAUGUAGACUAAUAUUUAUGCAUACUGGGAUUAUAAAAUCUUUAAACUUAUCAUCCACUGUAACAUGAAAACCAAGCAGUUUUUAGGGAAUGUUUAGUAGUUCCCAUGGUUUGGUAUUUUAUGUUGGCACAGUUCACAAAAGUGGUUACUAAAUUUAAGGUGAAACACUAAAAUAUGUUUUGGGUGUAAAUAAACAAUUGUAUCCCUUGUUUACAUUAAAUCCUUAUUAAUUCAUGGUUUUCUGCGUGGAAAAGCUACAAAGGGGGGAACUGGUGGGCCAACAUCACUCAAAUCAUUUAAAUUUAGCCUUAAUACAAAAAAUUAAUUUUUGUUAGAUUUGCUACUGUUAGAUUUCAGAAAAUGAAAUGUUUUUGUUUUUAAAGAAAAUGCUUCACUUGUAUUUCCAUAGCUGGAAAAUUAUUUUAAAAUAACUUAUUAAAUAAUAUUACUAUAAAAUUGUAUUUAUGGCAAACAAAAAGCAUCAGAUUUCAUGGUUGAAAAGAUGAAUAUAUCAUUAACAGCACCUUCCCAUAAAAAAUUAUGAAAAUCUUAUACUUGUUCAGAUAUUUUACCAAUUGGACACUAUAAAAGUUUUAAAGCCACAAGAGGAAAAUAAACAGCAUAAUAAAAUGUAUCUUUCAUAUAUGAGGAUGGUAAAGAGAUAGUGCAAUUUCAUUUGUGAAUCUCUUUUUAUUUCAUUUGUGAAUGUCUUUUCAGGUCUGUUUGAAACUGCAGCAGUAUUACAGAAGGAAGCAAACCUUCCCAGAUGUUCCACACCACCUCCUCACCAUGCCAAUACUUUACACCUUUAUUCACCUAACACACCUAAAAUUGUAAGCUGAAGUUCAAUUAACAACUGUAGUUCCCAAUAUAUCUGUGCUUACUUGAGUGCUGGGAAGAGUGUUGUUAAGAAAGAUAUUUAAGAUUAAAAUGAACACUAUGAGAUGUAGUCCUUAUGAAGGAAUUAUUUACUGUUCUGCUCUGUCUGUAAUAAAUCUUCAUUUUACUAUGAUUAUGUGAGUUUUAUUUUCUGCCUGCUACUUCUUUAUGGUUAAAAAUGAACAUAUUAGUCAAUAUUUACAGUUGUGAUGAAUACCAAUGUGAACCUCUAACUUUGUAUUUCUUGUUUUUCAGGGCAGGCAACUCAGCCAUCCUCCUACAAACACCAAUGUUGCUUGUCAGACCAAUAGAGAAAUAUUUUCGAAUACCUCAACGCCAAUAUCUACAUCAAUAUCUGGUGAGAAAGGUCAGAAUAAUGUAUUUAACCAUUUAACAUAAAUAUUUAUUCAAAUUAAUAUUAUCAUUUUAAUUAGUGUCCAAUGUAUUAAGCGUUUUUUUUAAUAAAAAUAUUAUUAAACACUUUUCAGCCCUUACUCCUGUAGCAGGCCCCUCUUCGGCUCUGAGAAGCCAGGCCUCCAUUGCAGCCACACCUGCUCCAGUCACACCAGGUCCUAUCAAGUUUACCCUCAGUAAAACCCCAGCUUCACAUCAGCUGACUCCACAUACAAAAGUGAGUGUAUGUCAUAUUAUCUAAGAGUAGCCAUCCUGGCAAUUUAUAAACAUUUUUACAAAGUUUUAAAAAAUAUACCUCAUAGCUGGUUCAGUUGUUUUCAUCAUUAGUUUAUCUGUUCAAGUAUCUAGGUCUUUAAAUCUUAUUUAAAGUUUAUUUUUUUCAUGUUAAUUUUGAUAUGUGAAAAAGCUAACAAAUGUUAUUUGUACACUUGGAGCAGUUCAAAUGAGUUUUAUGAAUUACUAAAAGAAAUGAGUGCAUCAAUUAUUAAGACCUUUCUGUUAAUUUGUAAUAAUUAGUGAUGAUCUCUUUCCUUCCUUCACUCAGACAAAGCGCAGAUUUUUAAAGGAACGUGAAGGCUAUGUUCCUCCUGGAAACUCUGGGAGGUUGAAAGGCAAGCAUACUGGUGAUUACAAUGUGUCUCUGGAUAAAAUUGUCACAGAGUAUUUAAGAAAACAGCAUGCUCUGUGUCCUCAGCCCAUCUCUACUUGUCCCACUAUGUCUCUUUUUAUGUAAGUUGGCUUAUUGUUAAAUUGGAAUGGUUUAUUAGAGUUACAUUUCACUUGAAGCACUCAUGAAUAUUUUAACUUAACAAUUUAUAUUUAAAAAUACCUGGAAUAUAAUCUCUGUGAUAUUUGCCAUUAAUUCUAAGUGCAAUAAUUAUCAUUUAAUAUUGACCUAUAACUGUCAUAACGGCCGAUCAUUGGUCGUUAAACCCUUUCUGUGGUGUCACGGCUGAUAUAAACGGCCGCUAGCAAAAUCAUCAUUACAAAUAUGAAUUAUUUAUUUUAUAUUGGUUAUGGGGAAAUCACUCUGUAUAAAUGAGUUUGCUUCCUAUUAACGUUUCUAUUUUUGUGUUAACAUGCUUUUAUCAGGGCUUUUUUUUGUGUGGUUAAUUGGGUGUGGUAUUGCUCAAUUUUUAUUAUACAGCCAUAAUGUCUGAUGCUGGAGAUUGAAAUAUUAACACAUUUGGAAUUGUUUAAAAUGAAAGCAAUUAUUUCAGAGAUUUCCACUUGCUAAUGAUUGUAUUAUCUCUAGCUGUGAUGGCGACAUAAGAGUUAGAUAUUGACAGUUUUACCCUAAGCUUAGUCAUAAUGUUACAAAUUCAUUUGGGAAAGGUGGAAAUCAAACACAGAGACAAAGAUUGAAUCCCAAAGACUUACCCUAAAGAAAGUUAAAGACAGUUAUGUUUACCUUUUGGAGUAUUAAUUAAUAAAAAUGGAUGAAAUAAAUUAAUUUAAAGGGGAAUUUUUGAACUUUCAUGCUCCCUUAAUAUUUUGUAUGACAGAAAUUUGAAGGUAGUGAAUGAAAAAAUUCACCAAUAUUACAAUUUUCAAUAUAAGUACCUAUAAAUUGACAUUUUAUGAAAGAAUUUUGCUUCUAGUGUCUCAAAAACUUGAUUUUAUAAUGGUUUGAACAAUUUAUGGAGCAUUAGGUUGGGUUGAAAUCAGAAGUUGAGUAGUAAAAUUUGACUCACUCUGUAGAGGUGAAGGUCAAAAUCAUCAUACUUAAUAUUUUUUUAAAAAUAUGUUCAUUCUGUUAGACACCUUGUCUAAUGUACUUUCAGAAAAUGUGUACUUGUAAUGGUCUCUUAGUUCAUUUAGAAUGGGAUUUUGUCAUUUUUGACAAGCAUAUGAAAAUGCUAAAAAUUGCUUGACACUACAGAAAAAUGCACUUGGCCAUUAUAGGGUUAAUGAUUUAUUGAAAGUCAGACAACACAGAGACAUUAUUUUACUGCUGAAAGUUACACUCGCAUGAAAAAAUAAAAUGAAGUACUCUGUUAUUUCUAUAGGCCCCAUAGAUGCCCAGAGCCCCUAGGUAAAACUAGUGCAGCAUUUUCUAUCCCGUCAAGGCUAUAUGACAGACAGGUAAGGCUGGACAUUUUGUUACAACUUGCAUCACACUAUUUGGCGAAUCUUUAUUUGAAUAUUUAAUUGUAUUGACAUGCUUUCUAAGUGCAAUAACUUGAUUAGAGUAUCUUUUGAAACAUUGUGUUAGAUUGGCAUUUUAGAAUGACAGUAUUUAAUCUUAUUGAAGAUGGCAUCAUUAGACUAAAUGAUCAAAAGAAUAAAUUGACAAUGUUUUAGAUAAUUAUAGUAUGUCAAUGUAUGCAUUAUUACAAUGUACAUGAUUUGAAUUCAGAUUAUUAAAAUUAGAUAAGCUAUUUAGAUUUAAACAAAAAGAAUUUUGUUAAUGAAGUAGAUUACAUUGUUAAAUGUCACAUUUUUGUUUUAGAUCAAGCCACCAUAUGGUGGUCCAAAAGGCCAGUUCUUAGACAGAAGAUUUAUCCACAGCAAGUAAAUAGUUCCUUAUAUUUUCUGUUAAUUUCUGGUACUAUUUGCUAUAUUCAAGUCAGAAUUGCAUUAGUAGUUCCAAGUGCCUAAAAAUCACAUACCUCUCAACUGCUUGUUACUUUAACUGUUUAAGCAAUUUAUUAGAAAUAUUUGUAAAAAAUAAAUUCAGUCUUAAAAUAGGACCCUUAAAAAAUUCACAGACUAACCGGAAAGAAAGAAUAAUGUUAUAUCUUAACUCAAAAACCUGUGGUAAUUAUUGAACAUUUUACUUGUCUCAUAGAUUUUACUUUCUUGUUUUGUUUAGACUUUGCCCCUUAACAAGUUUUAGAGAUGGCACUGGAGAUGGACUGGCAUGUUGCGCAUUUGAUGUAAACAAAAUGUUCAUUUUAUUUAUUAGUAAUUAUUGUUAAAUAGUUCAUUGAUUAUUAUGCUCUUGGAGAUCUUUAAGAAGAAACAAGUUUGUAAAAAGACUUAUUUAAUUUUUUAAAGAUUAGAAUAGCAAAUUUAAGUAAAAAUGUGUGUAAAGUUUUACAUUGAAUUUAGCAAUUGAGUCGUAUUCUCCUUCAUCUAACUUUAUCAUAAUAUAGAUCAUCCACCUUACUCUGUCGUAAUGUAUUAUUCCUCUUUCAUAAAUAUAAUAAAGGCCAUCCUUCCUCAAUAUUUUUUUAUUUUAAAGUUAAUUUAAUGUGAUUUUAUCUAUGUUAAAAACAUGAUUACACAAUAUAUCUCAAUCUCUAUAUUGUUCAUUAACAGUGUGCUGCUGAUAAUAUAUUUAUUGGUUCCUUUUCUGGAGAUCUGAGGGUGAUGAAUAUUGGCUCCAGUGGAGUAAGCAUUAUUAUAAAUCAGUUUACUAGGUUAAAUAGAAAAGUUCUGGAAAACUGGAUUAUCUAAGCAAUGUGGGAGCAAUAUUAUUAAGUAAUGUGUAUCUUCUUGUUAUAAUUUGUGAAUUAAAUAUAAAACAUCUAAAAUGUAUUUAUUUUCUUGUCCUUAGACUGACUUCUAUAGCACAGUGUGUCAUUCUUCACCAAUUAUUCACGUCAGUACCUCUAAAGUGGUAUGUUUAAAACGUCUUUUAAUAGAUCUAUUGGUUUGAUAAAAACCUUUGUGCAAUCUGUUCAUUAAAUAUAUGAAAUGAAAGAUAUUCUUACAUAUAGCAAUGCUGUCAUAAAAAAUCCAAAACACAUGAUUAAUUGUUAUACAAUUUUAAAAAAAAAUUUAAUGUACAUCAUUUAACAGAAUUUAAGUUUGGUUUAUUUCAUUUUCUAACUUUUUCUUGAUUUUUUUAAGAACCCAGAUCUUCUGUUCACUAGCACAUGGGGAGCAUCACAAAAUUGUGCAUUGUGGGGAUUUAGUCGUAACAAUCCUGACGUCUCACUGAAGUAAGUCAUUAAAAGGAAUAAAAUACACUUCUUUUUGAAGGAAAGGUCAAAUAUAAUUUCUUACUCUAAGCUAUUUAUACAUGCUGCUAAGUUUUGUUUUUGUUGAACAAUUGUUAAAUCAUUUGUAUAUUUUAUACUAUUUAUGAAUUUAUUAUUUUUUUAUAGUUGUUUCUUUUUUUUAAAAAUCUUUAUUAUUAUUACAAUCUAGAUACAGAUUUGAUGAACACACAGCUAACCUAGCUAAUCAGAGUGCUGAUCGUUUUAUUGGGACUAAAGAAAUGAUAGCAAGGGUACAAUGUCACUUUGUGCUUAUUUCUUGAAAUUUUAUGAAUUUAUUGUUGAAGUAUAGCCUUUUUUUAAAAUAAUUUUAUUUUCAUUUACAUUUAGUUUUCAUGAAGAGCUUUUAAGUUUGUUUUGUUCAUUCUAAAUCAAAGCAAUGAAUUAAUGAUCUGAAAGCGUUCUUGCAAAAUUAAUUGUUAAAUUAUCUUAACAACAAACCUGAUGUUCUGUUUCAGAUCUAUGACACAAGCACUGGGUCUAUUGUGCAAUCAUUUUAUGAUGAGAACAAGGCCAACAAUUACAAAUACAAUGAAGCCACAUUUAACCCCACAGAUGAUCUUGUCCUGAAUGAUGGCAAUCUUUGGGAUGUUCGUUCUGGCAAGAUGAUUUACAAGUUUGACAAGUUCAACCAGUACACUAGUGGUUGUUUCCACCCCAGGGGUCUGGAGGUUGUCAUCAACUCUGAAAUUGUAUCCUUAUCUUCUCUUUUGCUCACCAAUUAUUCGCCAUAAAUGUAAUACAUUUAUUAAGUAAUUAUUUACAAAAUUCAUAUGUUAUGAUUUUUGUUCUCUCUAUACUUAGUGCAGUCUCCCAUCAAAAUCCUUACUAUUCCUUUUUAGUCGGGAAAAGGGGAAUAUCUCUAUAUUGUUUAGAUGAUGUUUCAGUAUUUGGAUGAUUUUUGUUAGAUCAUUUUCAUACACAUCUAUUCCUACUCAGAAAUCUAAUUUUUUAUAUGUACACAGAAAAUAAAUAAUUUUAUUUUGUUGUGAAGAAUACAAGAUAGAGUUGUGUUUAGGUUAUAGAUAAUACCUUGUUUGAGAAAUAUUAGAUGUUAUUUAUUCACCCUUAACUCUUGUUCAGUGGGACAUCAGAACAUUCCGCCUUCUACACACUGUCCCAGCUCUAGACCAGUGUCAGAUCAUGUUUAAUCACAACGGAGAUGUUAUUUAUGGUAGGUUUAUUGUAACACCCUGCCCAUUAUAAGGUCAAUGUAGCAUGCCACAAAUCUGCUUCAAUUCAUGAUUUGUUUACUUAAGCAGCAGCUGGAACACUUAAUGACUCAACUGAAGGAUCAUUUAAAAACUAUUAUAUAAGCAAUGAUUUGAAAAAAAAUAUUUUGUAGACGGGUGAAACAACCACUUGUUGAAACUAAAUGUUGAUGAUAGGUCAAAGUUCUUUGCAUGUAUAAAACAUUACUGCAAGGAUUCUCUAUUUUUGUUUCUCCUGCUCAGCUGUAAGAGUAGAUGAUGAAAACUUUGGUACCAACGACUUAAGGAGAGAUUACGCUUCCACACUUAGAUCAUUUGAUGCUAUUGAUUAUAGUAAUAUUGGUGAGUAUAGUCAUAUGAAUAAUCCUAAAAUCAUUUUCACUUUGGGAUGAGAUUAAAACUGCCCGGUAGUUUACUCAAGUAUAUCACAUUUCCAAGAUGACAUUUUUAAAAUCUAAAUGAAAUAUAAAUAUAAGAACAAGGUAUGCUAAACUUGAAUAAAUGGACGGGACAAUAGAUUUGGACGUUUUGGCUUAGAGGGCAAAAAUAUAGGUCACCUUCUGGUUCAUAGUCGCCUUCAAGCUGACCCGUCUUACUUUGGAACUAAACCAUGCUCAGUAAGCAGAUGUAGGACUUGUCCCUAUACACUCAAAAAAAAACAUUAGCCGCCUUAAAGGUACCAACAUAAAGGUGCAUUGGGUGUAUCCAUUAUGGCACUUAUUUCUUGCAAUAACACUAUAGAGAGAGUUAAAAUGGAAAAAAAAAUUAUUUAGCUUUUCGGCACCAUAUCUCCACUUGGUAUGAAUCAAAUACUCUCCUACUAAUGUCUCUCACUUUCCCUGUAUUUUUUAUUUCCUUUUUCCUUAGAGUUUAAGUAUCCCUAAAUAUUUUGAUAUGUUAAGAUUCUCUACCUUAUUUUUCACAGUACCAAUAUUUAUAUUCUUUCACUUCCUGUAAUCCUACUUCUGGCAACUUCAUAGACGACCUCCAAAGUUUUUUUUACUAUGCUUUGUUACUUGUUCUACUUCUAUUUGUUUUGUUUGCUGAUGAAGGCCCUAAGUCCUAAGCCGAAAGGUCCAAAUCUUUUGUCCUGUCUAUUUACUCAAGUUUAGCAUACCUUGUUCUUAUAUUUCAUUUACACAACUUGAAGGUGUCAAUCAGUUAUUAUCUUAAAAUCUACAGACACAUUUAUCCAAAACCUAACUACAAUACUUCUACUUAGGGUUUAGACAGAGGUAAAUGGGGAUUCUAUGGUUAUUUCCCAACAAGAAUAUUCUGCACAAAUAAUAUUCUUCAAAAUUUUUGGUGUCUGUUUGUUGCAUGUACAUCAGGGGUGUAAACCUCAAAGAAAAGUAUAUUGGCACCCCAGGCUUCAAUGAAAAAUAAAUAAUUCAAAAAGGGAAAUUGAGGUCUUUUAAAUUUAACCAAAUAUUUUGAGUAUUACUGAAUUAAGCUCGCAGUUGGCAUUUGAAUGCCUCACAUACUCCAGAAAGUCAAUAAUAUAUUUUUAUUACAAGUUUAAAUGGUUCAUUUAGCAGAUAUAUUUUAAAGUUUAGAUUAAUAGUGCCAGUUAAGUCUUGCAAUGUGUUUAAUUGAAUAAAUAAUUGCUUUUGUUACCAAGUCUGGUUUUUGUAAAGAGACCAGUUUUGAAUAGUUGUAUUAUUUUAUAUACGGUUCUUAAAUAUUACUGUUCUAUCUCCUCUUCUGUCUCAGGUACUUUUGAUCUGAAAACCAACAGUAUUUUUGAUGUAGCCAUAGACAGGAAUGAUCUGCUUAUAGGAGUCAUAGAGGUUUGUUUUUGUCCUGUUUACAGUGUGUCUACGUGUUAUCAUAAUUAACUUCAUUUUGCUUCGUUACUUACAAGAUUAUUAGUUGUUCAGAUAAAUGGCAUUAUAUAUUCCCAAAGCAAAAUAGCGCACAGUUUUAAGCAAAAAUUAUUGAGUGUAAAGAUGUAGGCUCAAUGUUUAAUAUAAAUAAGUGAACGUGGUUAACAUUCUGGCUAAAAGCUGUCUUCAAUUGAUAAAAUAUCACACAAGAGGAAAUAUACUUCUAUCUAUGAAUGAUAAAUAAAAUAAUGUGACUAAUGCUCUUUGAAGUGGUCACCAUUGUUACUGCCUUUUUCACCUACUGCCCACAUCUUGGUCCAUUUUGUGUGAAUCACUGACAAGUAAAUCUGUUUAAAAAAACAACUUAAGGGAUACUUAAUCCUAUGAAUGUGAUUGCAUCAUUGGUAUGUUAUAAAAUAAUCUUUGCUUUGUUAAAAUACUGGAGGUUCAUUUUGGACAUUUGAUUUCCAUGACUGUUACAUACUAAAAGUUAACAGAAAGAAUCUGAAUCGGGAAUAACUUGGAAUGCAGCGUUGGAACUUGACUUCUCAAAGCAUCAAUCAACCACAUCAUUAUUUUUUUUACUGGAACUUUCAGUCAAUUGUUGUUGCUAUUCCAGACCUGCUUACCCUCAAACUCUUACAAUCGUACAAUGUCAUCACAAAAUUGUUCAAUAGGUUAUCUUAAUAGUAAAAAAAACCAUACAAUAUAUAUAAUGUAUAAACCUCAAAAUCGUACAUUGUACGCCAAAGUCGUAAGAGUAAACAGGUCUGCUAUUCAGCAAUCUUUCUUUUCCUUCAAAAAUAGAUUUAAAGUUUAUCAUUAUUUGCAUAUUUGGGUUGCCUUCCUUCUUUUAGGUUAUUGGGCUACUGUUUUGUCAGUUAUUUUGUUCUCAUUCUAAAGGUUGAUAUAUUUUAUAAACUAAAUUAAAUUUACACCACAACUUAAAACUGCUUUGUGCUGUCUUCAGUAAAACUUCUUUCUUUGCUCUAAUUGUGAUUUAUAGUUUAUUUAGUGUCUUUAAUCAAAAUAAAUUAGACAAUAAGAUAAGAUAUUAAUUGCACAUGCUUAAUUGGAAAAAACAAUGCUAAAGAAAUGUUAAAUUUUUUCUGUUAAAGAAUACUUCUCAACAUGAGACUGAAUCUGAGGAGGCAUUCUGUCGUAUUUAUGAGCUUGGAAAGAACAGAGAGCCAGAGGAUCAGGUGGGCUUAUUUUUUUUAGCUUUGUAUUGAGCUGUCAGAUGAUAGGUAGAGGGGGAUGUUUAAAGUGGGCAAUAAAUAUGACAAAUUGGCACAAUAAUGAAAGCAAAUAUUUUAGUAAUGUUGCUGUUGCAUGAUCCAUUAUGUCAUUUACUUAAUGAAAGCUAUAUCACUGGUGUAAUUUUGUUCAUUGUUAAAAAACUAUUUUUCCCUUCAUUAAAAUUUAAGUUCAUAAUUAUUAUAAACUUACCUUUUUUUUUUUUUUUUUUUUUUUACACAAAUUUUUUUUUUUUUUUUUUUUUUUUUUUACACAAAAUGUUUGUUUUUUUAAAUUUUUAAGCAUGGAAUAGAUUUACAUAUUUUAAAAAUAAACAUUUACUUAAAUUGAAUGACCUGUUGACCUGGGAUAACAUGAAACAAUUUUUAAAAUUUAAAUUUUACAAAUCACACUGAUCUCAAACGAAUUUUAAAAUAUUUUUUUUUUAAAGUAAAACUUUAAAGAUUUAGAAACUUUAGAUACUAAAGAACCCUUAAAUAUAUAUAUAUUUUUGUUGUUGGUUUGGGGCUAGCAAUCUGUAUGGGUUGUGUAAGCAAAUGUUGCCUAAAAUAUAUGGGAUUUAACCCGGAAAGGUGUGUGAAAACUGAUUUUUUUAAAAUGUACAUUAAUGUGGAUGGCACCAACUUACAAAUUUAGAAAUAUCAAGAGAUGGAUUUUUAUGAAAUUGUGAAUUCUGUUACUACUGGCUACCCAACUUUCUCUUUGUCCUCAUUUCACAGCAGGGUCAAAAUUAAAGUUUGAUUUUUUAAACUUUAUAUAUUCUGAAGGAGUUAAAAUGGCAAUUGCUUUAAUUUCUAAAUUUGUUAAAAUGAUGCCUGGGUUUGUUUUUUUAAAUUCAGUAACUGAUGUUAACUUAAUAAUCAUGCUAAUUUUUUUACAACAGAUGGAAGAUGAUGAUGACAAUGCACAGAAUGAUGAUCAAGAUGAUUAUGAUGAUGAAGAUGAUGAUGAUGAUGACGAUGCUGAUCCCGAUGAUGAUGACUCUGUUGUUGAAUUUGUAGAGGCCUCUUCAGAU
This is a messenger RNA of Lymnaea stagnalis (great pond snail), 27771 nucleotides long. Lineage: Eukaryota; Metazoa; Mollusca; Gastropoda; Lymnaeidae. The record is from the annotation of a GenBank genome assembly.